Molecule: messenger RNA, 1103 nt
Organism: Rhodotorula graminis WP1
Lineage: Eukaryota; Fungi; Basidiomycota; Microbotryomycetes; Sporidiobolales; Sporidiobolaceae
Product: xylose reductase
Exons: 8
Coding region: 44-1033 (329 amino acids)
Cellular component (GO): cytosol
Molecular function (GO): aldose reductase (NADPH) activity
Source: RefSeq, a predicted model, not a curated record
CUCACUCCCUCGCACCCCGUCCGAGUAAACUUAUCCAGCAAUCAUGGUCCAGACUGUCCCCACGUUCAAGCUUUCGACUGGCGCAGAGUUCCCGCUCCUCGGCUUCGGCACCUGGCAGGCGCCCGACGAGGAGGUCAAGAAGGCCGUCGCUGUCGCUCUCAAGGCCGGCUACCGCCACCUCGACCUCGCCAAGGUGUACCAGAACCAGAAGGCCAUCGCUCCCGCCAUCGCCGACUCGGGCGUUCCGCGCAGCGAGAUCUUCAUUACCAGCAAGCUUUGGUGCAGUCAGCACAACCCGAGCCUCGUUGAGGCGGCGCUUGACGACACGCUCAAGGAGCUCGGCCUCGAGUACCUCGACCUGUACCUCAUCCACUGGCCCGUCGCGUUCGCGGCCGAGGGCAACCCGCACGACAACCUGUUCCCCAAGGAGAACGGCGAGGUCAAGAUCGACACGUCCGUCUCGGUCGUCGACACCUGGAAGGCCAUGAUCAAGCUCCUCGACACGGGCAAGACCAAGGCCAUCGGUGUCUCCAACUUCUCGAUCGAGGCUAUUGACGCCAUCACCAAGGCGACCGGCGUCGCCCCGGCCGUCCACCAGGUCGAGCGCCACCCGCGCCUCCUCCAGCGCGAGCUCAUCAAGCACCACAAGGCCAACAACAUCGCCCUCACCGCCUACUCUGGCUUUGGCAACAACAACAUCGGCGAGCCGCUCCUCCUCACCCACCCGACCGUCAAGAAGAUCGCCGAGCAGAAGGGCGCCGACGCCGGUCAGGUCCUCAUCGCGUGGGGCAUGCACGGCGGCCACGCCAUCAUCCCCAAGAGUGUCACCGAGUCGCGCAUCAUCUCGAACUUCAAGAUCGUCGAGCUGUCGGAGGACGACAUCGCGGCCAUCGACGCCAUCGGCGACGAGUCCAAGGGCGGCUCGUACAAGCGCUUCAACGUCCCGGUCACCUACAACCCCAAGUGGCCCAUCAACGUCUUCAACGAGAAGGAGGAGCAGGGCGAGAAGUACAGCGUCAACCUCGGCAACUAGAUCUGCCGCUCUCGCGCUCGCACUAAAGUACAUAAAAACGUCCGCAAUGCAACCCUCUGCAGUGACCCUU